AAUAGCUUUCCGUAAACUUCAAACUUCAAUCAUAAGGGUACGCACUAAUUUCCUUUGAACUCAACCCACACUCUUUCACUCACUUUCUCGCCCUUUCUUUCCUUCAAUCUCUCCUCUCCUUUCUCAUUUUCACUUCAUCAAAUCAGGGAAACAAAGUUGCUAAUUUUCUCCCAAAAAAAGAUGAAAAUUUUUCAGACGAUUUCUGUCGUUUCGACAUUGCUGAUGAUGCUACUGAGUUCAGUACUUUCAGAAGAAAGUAGUACCGAUCCCAUAAAAUGCACCCCUUGCCAGCAGCAAGUCCCAUCUCCGCCGCCACCGUCUCCACCGCCUCCUGCAGCUUCACCACCUCCUCCCGCUAAUAACCCCAACUACUGCCCACCACCUCCAUCUCCACCCACCUCUAGUGGUGGUGGCAGCUACUACUACUCUCCACCACCACCAGCUCAAUCCGGGGGUAACAACAACAACUAUGCUCCCCCGCCGCCUGGUGGUGUCAUUGGCGGCAUGUACUACCCUCCACCGACGUACAAAAACUACCCAACACCGCCACCUCCGAACCCCAUUGUUCCUUACUUCCCAUUUUAUUACCACACUCCUCCACCCCCUUCAGGGUCUGAAAAGCUGUUAGCUUGUUGGGUUGUUUCGUUGUUCGGUUUUUUCCUUUAUGUUUUUUGACAUUAAAAGCUAAAAAAAAAAAAAGUGAAAAAAUAAUGUGGCAGAUUAGCAAAUCUGGGGAAAUUUUCUACAGCUGAGGAAAAAAGAUUAAGGGGAGCUACUUCAAUGCUUUCACGGUGAAAUGGAACUGAGAAUCUAAAGAUAUAUGGAGUAAUCUUUCUCUUUGUUCUCAGGUUCUUUCAUUUUUCUUGCUGUGGAAUGUUCGGUAGUUUGUUUCUAAUAAUUUUUGUAUCCAUUUUUUGUUGUAUUAAUAUUAAGGUUAACUAGAAACUAAUAAGAAAAUUAGUCAGUUUUGACAAUAA
This is a messenger RNA of Gossypium arboreum, 977 nucleotides long. RefSeq names its product extensin-like. NCBI's taxonomy places the organism in Eukaryota, Viridiplantae, Streptophyta, Magnoliopsida, Malvales, Malvaceae. The transcript has a single exon. The coding region runs from base 181 to 675 and encodes 164 amino acids. The record is from RefSeq and is a predicted model, not a curated record.